AUGAAUUCACCUGAAGACGCUGAAAAUAUUAAAAUGUUUUUUCAUCAUCAACAUUCAUUUGUAAUAUCAAAGAUCAUAUUUACUUCAAGUGAGCUGGGUGUCCUUGAUUUGCUGAGGGAGUCGGGGGAACCGCUCUCCUCUGCGACUGUGGCUGAGCGCUUGAAGACCAGUCUCACCGGGAUGCAGACACUGCUGGGGGCCUGUGUGGGGUUAAAGGUCCUGAAAGUGGAAUGGAAGGAGGGCAAAGGUCUUUAUGGAAACACAGAGUUUGCUGAUCUCUUUCUGGCUAAAUCAAGCUCAAAGUCUCAGUAUUAUACCAUGAAGUUCCAUUCAGAAGCUGUGUAUCCAGCUAUGCAACAUUUGUCUGAAGCUGUGAGGGAUGGGAAACCUCCGAUGCUAUCAAUAUAUGGCACUCCUUCAAAUGAAUUUUAUGGACCUCAGUACAGUUCAAAGGAAGGUGUUGAAAGCUUUUUCCAUUUCAUGAGUGAGGCUUGGAGUCUCUAUGGAAAAGAAGUGGUCUCUGCCUUUGAUCUUUCUGAAUUUCAGCUCAUUUAUGAUAUGGGUGGAAGUAGCGGUGGCUUAGCUAAGGAAUUGAUUUCAGUGUACCCAAAUUGUACCGUGAAACUUUUCGAUCUUCCUGGAGUUGUGGAAAUAUCAAAAAAAUAUAAUGCAUUUUCAGAUGAAUCCCAGAUCUCUUUCCACGAAGGGGAUUUUUUAAAAGAUCCAAUUCCCGAAGCAGAUCUUUACAUCUUAUCAAGAGUUUUGUAUAAUUGGAAUGAUGAAAAGUGUAUCCAGCUACUAACAAAAGUAUUUACAGCCUGUAAGCCAGGUGGUGGAGUCUUAGCAAUAGAUCCAAUUAUUGAUGACAAAAUAUCUGAGUCGCUUCCUGCUCAUUUGUACUGCAUUUUAAUGUUGCUUAUAUGUGAAGGAAAGUCAUGGAAAGAAUCAGAACAUCGAAUGCUCUUCCAAACUGCUGGCUUUAAAGACAUUCAGUUUAAGAAAGGAAAUGUUUAUGAUGUCAUUUUGGCCAGAAAAUAA
This is a messenger RNA of Notechis scutatus (mainland tiger snake), 1038 nucleotides long. Its product is annotated as acetylserotonin O-methyltransferase-like. Gene Ontology annotation, molecular function: protein dimerization activity; O-methyltransferase activity. Lineage: Eukaryota; Metazoa; Chordata; Lepidosauria; Squamata; Elapidae. The record is from RefSeq and is a predicted model, not a curated record.